Molecule: messenger RNA, 2746 nt
Organism: Lingula anatina
Lineage: Eukaryota; Metazoa; Brachiopoda; Lingulata; Lingulida; Lingulidae
Source: RefSeq, a predicted model, not a curated record
AAGCCGCAGCGCAUUCCCGGCUUAAUACGCAUGCGUCACAGUUAACACUUUCAAACUGUCAUGCCUGUGAUAGCUAUUAAUAGGCGGGAUUAAGUGGAACAGUCGCGGAUCUAAUACAUAUCGGUCAGAUACUUCCAAUAUUCAAAGGUGUGUUAACGCCACGAGACACAAGCAAAGAUGAGCACCAGCGGGACCAGCACGCCCAGGAGGGCCCCUAGUAUGGACAGGUCAAUCCAUAGCGUCGGAGGAACGCGUUCACUUCACAGUGUGGCCAGUACAACCCACCCGGUGCCGUAUGUUAGUGACAAUUUCUUGGAUAAACUUAACGCGGCGGCGUUUGGAGCUGGAAAGACGUUUUGCAUGUACGCAAUAGUCGCAGCUAUUUUCUGUACCCUCUUUUUCAUCACCGGAGUCACCCUCCUAGGAAUGUUUCUCACUGGAUACCUCUUUAACUUCACACUGGAGUGGGUCAUCGCAGUCUUCUUCGUGCUCUUCGCCGUCUCAUUAGCAUUAGUCAUCUAUUUUUACUCCAAAGCCAGAGUUAAAAGUUCAUCGGGAAGAAGAAACGUCAAGUUCCGUGCCGCGGGAGAUCACCAAGUUUCCGUUGUCAACGUUGGGUAUGAAAACGACACUCAAAAGGACGAUGAUUUGGUGUCAGGGAAAGUGACAAAUAAAGCCGUUCUACACGUGGACGCCCCAUACGAGCAGAAGAGAGCUCAAAAGUAUCGCAAGGCCGGCCAGCCAGGCUCUAGGACCAGGAGCGAGUCCAGCCAAAUCAGCGGCGAUUCCCUUGACCGACCGCCAUCCUACCGCGAGCAAGCUAUGGUGAAUGCUGUAUAGAAGAACAAUAAAUGUACAAACUGUGUCCACGGCAAACGAUCAGCCCCUUACGGGGCUCUGUGUAUGUGUAUAUACAUAUGAAAAGCAAGCAACAACUGAAAAACAUUCCUAUCAACGUAUAUAUAUAUAUAUAUAUAACAAAGGAAGAAGACGAUGGAAAUUAUUUUUGUAGUGGUUGAAAUAUGGCAGGUACGCCAGGAUGUACUUAUUUGUAUAUUUUGCAACAUAACUUAGAAUAAUGGGAAAAUAAUAAGCAACCUCUGCGUGACAUCAUUUGAAUGAUUCGUUGUUGGAGCCUCAUUUCAUUAUAGCAAUAUAACAAGAUAAUUCUCAGCGUCCGGCGCCUCUCUCUUGGUUCUUCGUCAUUAGUGCCAUAACACUGCAUUCAAGGUGGGCGUCACACGGCAGUAUGUGUCACAGUCGGGGAAAGGUUUGCUAUGGUUGGUGAAAUAUGGAAUAAGAUAAAGAAUAAUCCUAUUUAGAGAGGAAAGAAACCCCACCCCUCCCCCACCCAAGAAAAAAAAACGUUAAAUCUCCCUCUGAGGAUUAAGGGACAUCAAAACAAAAAGGAACGGGGACCGUCGAUGGCUAUGUGAUAGCGUUUUUCUGCUAAAAGUUCGGGUGCUUUUCAAAAACAAAUAAUCAACUAACCAAUGGACGAAAUGAUGUACGAUGGAUUAUUAAAAUACAUGUAAUUAUAAGACAGGUAUCUGGUAGGAUUAUUAUCACCGCACCCGUACCCUAAGUAGACGGAUCUUUUUAUAUCAUAGUUUUAGAAUUUGAAUUUUGAUUGGGGUAUAUGAUGAUGAAGUGAAAAUGACUUAAUUUUUCUAAUUGUAAAUGUGUGGUUUGAAUGUUAAGGUGAAAACAUUGUCAGGGAAUAUGGUUGUGAUUUUCCACCCUUAUAUAGGCAUAUAUUGUAGAUGGACGCUUCAGGUAUUGGUUUAAACGAUUGUAGUUUUUAGUGUACGCAAAUUCACAGCGCGUGCCUUUUCACUUGAGUGAAUCUACCACACCUUUAUGCAUUACACCUAUACGUAAACUUUAUCUGAAAUUAAGAGAUUAUAUACGAGUUAUUAUUAAGCUUGUAUGAAAAAAAAGUACCAGACUGUCGGACAUUUUUCUCCUUUUUUUAUUUAAAAAUAGAUUUUAGCACUAAAGAGGGUGUUUCGAACUUGUUCGCAUUUUUUACGAGACACGCAGUUAGAAAAUCAGACGUGACACACAAAAACAUGAGCAAACAUAUGAUAUAGAAAGAAUGCAUGACUAUGUAUAAUAUGAUGACCAGCUAAGAGCGAGUCGAACUUUAUCAGUGGGUGAGUAAUUAAAUCAACAACUGGCUAUCUUUGCGUUGACUCAUGCUGUCAGACCUACAGCAAGCAGGUCGUAUAUAAACAUGGGACAUGCACGAUCUUUCAUUAUAUGUCCUUUUUAUGGUAACUGAACGACCAAGUGCAUUUUUAAUGAAUUUUUGAAAUUAUGCCCGCUGUGCGCCAAUGUGCAAAAAAAUACCUUAAUUUGUAAAUAUCAUGUUAUGUUUUAUCUAGUUUACUCUUAUGCAAAGUUUUAAAAGUUGUACUGAUAGUUUUAUCGUUUACAUUUUGGUCAAUAUAUCGUAGACAUUUUACAGCCUUUGGGACCAUAUCGUAGACUAUAUCUUUGCGCGAAGACUUAGCAAAAGGGGAAUUUAAAAAUCCCGCUGCAUUGCAUUUGUUUAAUACAGGCAGACGAUAAAAUGUUUUUCCUCUGCUCUCGUGUUGUUAAAAGGGAAUUGUUUAUACUAAUCGUUUCAUAUUUCUGUGUUACUUAUUUCACAAUAUAUAUAAACUUAUAUAUAUAUAUACAUGAAAAUCUUUUAUAUGAUAUAAGAGCUAUGUAGAGAUGAGGCAAUAAAUAUGAAAAUUUG